AUGACCCCUCCGAAUGCUCGCGUGGUGCGUCUGACCAACGUACCCUAUGACGUGGUUGAGGAAGACAUCCGCCAGCUCUUCGGAAGCUGCGUUGUCGUCGACCAGAUUCGCACCAUCGAUCCACAAGUGGGGACAAGCUCCAACGUCUACGUUCUGUUCUCGACUGUCCAGGACAGCAACGCUGUUGUUGAGAGGUAUGGGGACCUCUACGUUGAUGAUCAUCGCGUCACCACAAUGCUUGCGCCUACCGGUAACUAUAGCUUCAACGCCAGUCAGGACAGUUUCGCCCGGCCUAGGGAUACUGACACUGCUUCCGCCGCAGCCGAAUCGCUCUCUACAGCCCUGAAUCGCACGAUUUCGAAUAUUCUAGCUCUCGGUAUCACACGCGAAAAAGGAGCACGCCUCCAACAAGAGCAACAAGAAAGCAUUCGAGAAGAACGCUCUCGCGCGGAUUACAUCAAUGAGCAGGUUAUUCGUCUAGUUCUCAUGAAGCGCAUGAUGGCCUCUCUACCACGUUAUAAAGACCAAGAUCGGCGGAAGCAGCCUCCAGGCCGAGCCUCCAUCAAGCAUCUUGUCCCUGCUCCUGAUCUUCGGAACAGGCAAGACCCACGAAGCCGCGUGCUGUUGAUCACAGAUCUGCCGACUGAGGCCGACAAUGAUGCUGUCAUGACAUUUCUCCAAGAGUAUCGUCCCGAGUCGAUUGAUCGAACCCAAAUUGGAGGUAAUUGGAUGGUUUCUGCGCUUGUUCUCAUGCAAACUACUAAGGGCCGUGAUUGGGCUGUUAAGAAUUUGAAUGGCGAGAUGAUCCAGGGACAGAGGGUAACCGUGCAAACCUUCAGCAAUCUGACCCAAGACGUUCUCGAUCGUAUCAUGAAUCCAGAAGCUUCUGUGCCAGAUGCCAACGCCAACUCUCCGAGGCGAUCUAGAAUCGCCAGAUCGACAGUUCCUCCAGCUGCGAAGGCUCCGUACGUGCCUUUCGGGACUCCACCUGCUCAAGUACCGGUUGGCUCAGCCCCAUCAACUUCAUACUUACCGUUCGGAUCUUCAAAUCCUCUUCCAGCCGCUUCCGCUGCGCCAAAGCCUUCGGCCAUAGCAUCCAUUCUCGGAGACAAGACUCUGAAUCAGGAAUCACCUCAAGCACCCUCUGACCGGACUCAUGAAGAUAUCCGGGGCCGACGAAACCAGAUUGCGGCUGGCGACUAG
This is a messenger RNA of Alternaria postmessia, 1203 nucleotides long. RefSeq lists its product as uncharacterized. Lineage: Eukaryota; Fungi; Ascomycota; Dothideomycetes; Pleosporales; Pleosporaceae. The transcript is spliced from 3 exons. The record is from RefSeq and is a predicted model, not a curated record. Bases 1 to 1203 code for a protein of 400 amino acids. Gene Ontology annotation, molecular function: RNA binding.